AUGGGGGGAACUAACCAGAACCCAGCACCUUUCUGCCCCACAGAAAACCUGCUGCUCAUCACAGCUGCCACUGAGCAGACGGAGGGAUACAAGCGGUUCCUGCGCACUGCCCGCUACUUCAACUACACCGUCAAGACCCUGGGCCUGGGUGAGCAGUGGCGCGGGGGGGACGUGGCCCGCACGGUGGGGGGCGGGCAGAAGGUUCGCUGGCUGAAGGACGAGAUGGCGAAACACGCGGAGCGGGAGGAGCUCGUCGUCAUGUUCGUCGACAGUUACGACGUGGUGCUGGCCGGCGGCCCCCUGGAGCUGCUGCGCAAGUUCCUGGCGUUGGACAGCCGGGUCGUGUUCUCGGCCGAGGGUUUCUGCUGGCCCGAGUGGGGGCUGGCCGAGCGCUACCCCCCCGUCAGCUCUGGCAAGCGCUUCCUGAACUCCGGCGGUUUCAUCGGCUUCGCCCCGGCCAUCCACGGGGUGGUCCAGCUCUGGAAAUACCAGGACGACGACGACGACCAGCUUUUCUACACCCGCAUCUACCUGGACCCUGGCCUGCGGGUGGGUCCCCGCUGCCCCCCUUUUGCCCCCCAUCUCCCGUUGGCAGGCACCCCGAGCCCUGGGGGACCCUGGUUCUCUCUUUGCCUUGUGACAUCAAACCUCUUUUGGGGACGUGGGGGGUGAGCAGGGAC
This is a messenger RNA of Chelonoidis abingdonii (Abingdon island giant tortoise), 680 nucleotides long. RefSeq names its product multifunctional procollagen lysine hydroxylase and glycosyltransferase LH3-like. The record is from RefSeq and is a predicted model, not a curated record. Gene Ontology annotation, biological process: peptidyl-lysine hydroxylation. NCBI's taxonomy places the organism in Eukaryota, Metazoa, Chordata, Testudines, Testudinidae. Gene Ontology annotation, cellular component: endoplasmic reticulum. Gene Ontology annotation, molecular function: procollagen-lysine 5-dioxygenase activity; procollagen glucosyltransferase activity.